This is a messenger RNA of Chinchilla lanigera (long-tailed chinchilla), 3333 nucleotides long. RefSeq names its product cytoskeleton-associated protein 2-like. Gene Ontology annotation, cellular component: microtubule cytoskeleton. Gene Ontology annotation, biological process: negative regulation of microtubule depolymerization. The record is from RefSeq and is a predicted model, not a curated record. Lineage: Eukaryota; Metazoa; Chordata; Mammalia; Rodentia; Chinchillidae.
AUGAGUCCAACAGUGCCACUUGGUCAAAUCCAUACGGACUGUGUGCGCCAUAAUAACAUCCUUGUUCGGCAGACUGGCAGCCACUUAGAACCACAGCCAUCAUUAGGAACACUAUUGAACUUUGGCUGUUAUUAUAAGCCAGAUAACAGCGAAAGGGUAGUUCAGUUCUCACUCUAUGAAAGUGAAGAGGUUAAGUGCAGCAUCUAUCCCCAUGCAGACUCCAACGGUGCAGAGGGCACUGCUCUCGGAAGAGCAGAGCCAGUGUGGCAUCUGUUUCAUCAGAAGCAAUGCCUUAGAAAAGCAUUCAGCCAUCAGAAUCCAAUCGUGGUAUUUUCAGGAAAGUGGAAGGAACGCAAGAUGAUAACGCUAAGGGAAAUAAGUCAAGUAAGAAUGUUAAAUAAUAUACGGUUUCUCUUAUGUGAGGAACAAAAACAUGAAUUAAUCCAAACUUCAAAUAGAAAAGAGAUGGCGGGAAACAGGGAAGCUGAUGCUUUGGAAAUGAGAAAGCAUGAGUGUUUGCAGUACCUCGUGGUUACCCUGCUGUGGGCAGCUGGCACCUGUGCCCAUCGUACUGAUCAGAUAGCACCCUGUAUGAAGAGACAGGUAAUUGGACAGCUCCGCCCUGAUGAAAUUGCGUAUACAACUAUAACGGUGCAGAACCCCAUUGCUAACUGUGCUUUAAUCAUCCCUAAGUGGAUUAGUUGGCUUUAUUCAGUCAUGGACCAAUGCAUCAUUUUUACACUUUUCAAAGAGUAUGCUUUUCAGUUGUGCAUGACUUUCACUCUUCUGGUGACUGGAACCUUCUGUUUUGUGUCGGGAGUGGUGGUCAGCUCUCAAAGAGAACGGGACCUUCUGAAACCCGCAUCUGUCAGCUCACACUGCACCGCAGGAGGCAUUUUCAUAUACUGUGCCAUUCCUGUUCGUGACAACAUGAUGGAGAAAGUGUUGUCUCCAGUUUAUGAGGAAGAAACUGAGAUGCAAAGAUUUCCGGCCAGAGAAAGAGCCCAGUCUUCAUUCAAAGAGCAAAGAAGACAAAUACUCAAGAAAUAUCUGUUAAUCACUUUGACAUACAAACAGGAAAAUCAGAUUCGCAGUAAUAGAGUGAUGACAUCUGAAGAUCAGGUCCAAGAAGAGAUAAAACUUCUGAAACUUAAAACAAAAAUGGCUGACAAAGAAAAUAUCAGAAGACAUACAGAAAACACUAAUGCAAAAGGGAAAGAAUUAUUUCCCUUAAAAGCCUCUACUGAAUUAACCAACUGUACUACAACAAUUGACGCACAUUACCUCUAGGCUGAUCAUCAAACUCUGCAGCUGUUACUAAUUGACACUGAUUCCCAACCUCAAAAUAGGACACUAAGCCAGGAGUUUCAUCUUAAGAAUUAUAAAAAGAAACAAAUGAUUGCAGAAAAACCCAAGCAAGAUGCUAACAUGUUGAAGAAACCUAUGCUAGGAUAUUAUCAUAGCCGUAUUGUUCAGCCUAAUAUUAAUUCAUUCAGAAAACCUCCACAAGUCAAAGAUGAGAGUUUUGCAACAAACCUUUCAACUACUAUCUCUAAAGGCACCAAGCCGAACUCUGUAAACACUAGCAGUGUAACAAUAAAAAGUCAUAGAGCCUCAAAUAUGACUGCUACCACUAAAUGUGAGAACACACAACUUCUGCGGCCUCCCAUUAGAAAUCACCACAGGAACAUUCAGAACAGGGUCAAACAAGACAUUAGCAGAACCGCUGCCAGUAUUACAGUCCAAAAAAAGCCUACUGAGAAAGAACUAUUACGGUCAGAAACACUUCUAUGCAAUGUCAAGCCCAAUUCUUCUCAGGGCAUAAAAAGAAGUAAGGCAUUAUCCCAAAAAAUGGCAUCUAAAACUGUAGCCAGGCCUGUUUCAUUUACUCAUAGCAAACUGACAGAGAAGUCAACAACCAUUGAUCAGUGAAGACGUACAUUAGCAAAAGCCACUGUGGAUAGAUCAGCUCAGCCCAAAAAAACUACAGAAGAAAGAAAAACUUGCCUGAAUGAGUGGAGAGCUGGCAAAGGAAAAGUGCUGAAGAGGCACUCUGUUGCUACCCAGCCUGAGCCCAAGAGAUGAAAUGAAAAUUCAGAGGAGGAUGAACAAAGUUUAUUUACUGACAGAGUAAAAUUUUCUGAAGGCCUGAACCUGCUUAACAAGGGAAUAAUGAUGCCAAAAGAAGAAAUAAUGACCACACUGAAUGACUUGAUUAUAAAUAUUCCAAAUGCUAAAAAACUUGUUAAAUAUUGCAUGUGUCCUAUACACAUCGAAUCAAUCACAAGUCUUAUUGAAAAUAUUAUCUCACUCUAUGAGAAGGCCAUUCUGGUAGGAGCUCAGCCUAUUGAAGAGACCAUUGUGGAUAUUAUAACAAUGAAGAACCAAGAAAAAAAUAAUUGUGGAAGAAAUACUGAAGAUGCUUAUAGCACCCAUGAACAAAUCCUGGAAAUUUACAUUGAAGAUACAGGUGUUAAUCUAGAGCUAGGAAAACCAGAAAUAGAAAAUCAACAUAGUAGAACUGUGGUAUCUGAAGACUGUGAAUUGCAGCAAGAUGACAAAACAAAAGAUCCAACAGACAACUUUAAAACCCCUGAUACGGAAAACAGAUCAAGUUGCUUAAUUAAAUAUAUCAUAUCUACUACUCCAUACUUGCAAAGUUUAAAAAGGAAGAAGCAACUUGAUGAAACACAUUCUGCAUUUAAGAAGCUAAAUUUUCUAACACCGGCGAGACAUUCUCGACGCCUUCAAGAGAAUUCUAAAUUGCAAGAUACGUUGAAAGACCGUUACCCUUCUGUGUCUUCACUGGAGCAGCUAUCAGAGUCAAGAGGCGAAACUGAUGCUUUUGUAUGUGGCCCUAAUACAGCACUGUGGCCUAUGUAUUCUGAGAUGACGCCUCAGAGGAGAAAUACAGCUCCAGGAGGGAGGGAGGGUUUUAUUACUCCUGGGCCUUUGUCUUGCUUCAUACUUCCCUUGAUCCUGGAGUUGGCCAAGCACCUGAGUAUUUGUGGAAGCUGUCCAAAGCUCGGGAAUGAGCUCAGACCAGUUGGCAGAAGAAGAGAAGGUCGAAUAGAGCCAAGGUGGCACCAGACCCUGCCAGUGCCAGGUUCCUGCUCACGGAGCCCUAAGUGCCCAGGAUUUCCCAUGUGUGAGCUGACUCACCCUUCUCAGCUGCAUCCUCAUAUCGCAGCGUUGUCUGUCAAGGGUGCUGAUUGGGAAGCAGUGGCAACUUGGAAAGAGCCUGCCACAGCAUGCGGCUCCUCACCGUGUGCUGUGGUGCUUCGACUCAUGAGCUCAGCUGGUGGAGAUCUUUGUAACCCACACCUUCCUUAG